UGCUCGGAGACGGCGCUCAGUGAACGCUCUUGGCGUAACUCUAUCCAGAGAAGACAUUGGGAUGUGCUAUCUAGCAUUUGAGAUCGUUUUAUAGCAUUCAGGAGGGGAAAUCGACAGCAGCACAAUGUCCUUUUCCGUGUUGGAAUACAGGAAUGUCGCCGUUACGCGUAAUCGAGUGGAUAUCCAUUGAUUACUGUGGCUGUACUCGUCGCCAAACAUCAUGCCUAGCCGUCAAAAGAAAAUUAUAUUCUCUGUUUCUGGCGUGCUUUGCUUUGGUUGUGUUCUGGUCGUGGCUGCCGCGAUGGGGACGCAGUUUUGGGUUCAAGCUGCCGUUCUGUGCAAGACGGGCGCGCAGAUCGUCAACGCGUCCGGAGCAGAGCUGGAGAAAUUCAUCGGAAGGACGCACUACGGACUUUUCCAGGGCCAGGGGAUGAAACAGUGUGGUCUGGGAGACAGACCCUUUUAUUUCUCUUUUUUCCCUGACCUGAUGGACGUGGUCCCAGCCAGUCUGCAUGUGAGCGUGAUCUUCUUCUGCGCAGUGCUCAUCGUCUUCUCCACAGUGUCCUGUGCCUUCUUCUUUUACAAUGCUUUCGGAAGCCCAUAUGAGACACUGCAUGGACCCCAGGGCCUUUACCUCUGGAACAUGAUAAGCUGUUUCUGUGCCUGCAUGAUCCUCAUCCUGUUCUCCUCGGAGGUCAAACUGCACCACCUGACCGAGAUCAUUUUCAAAUUCAACGAGGCCGGUUUCGUCUACAAGACGCAAAACGAGAGGUACGACAGAUGCUUCUGGCUCGUCUUCCUCACCUUCUUCAUGCACGGCCUCAACAUCUUGCUCAUCCGCCUGGCCGGGAUCCAGUUCCCCUUUCAGGAGGCCAAAGAGUCUGAUGCGAGCACAGGUGCGGCGGAUCUCAUGUACUGACCAGCUCUUUUGUUCUACUUCCUCCCCUGCACACGACAUCCUACCGCAGCGACUAGCACUUCUCAGUAGGAGUCUUCCGACGAGCUGCAUCCGUUCUGUUUACAGCUGAACACAUCUGAGCCUCUUAAGCUAUUGAGACCA
Sinocyclocheilus anshuiensis is the source of this 1060-nucleotide messenger RNA. Its product is annotated as clarin-1-like. The record is from RefSeq and is a predicted model, not a curated record. Gene Ontology annotation, biological process: sensory perception of sound; equilibrioception. The transcript is spliced from 3 exons. NCBI's taxonomy places the organism in Eukaryota, Metazoa, Chordata, Actinopteri, Cypriniformes, Cyprinidae. Bases 221 to 919 code for a protein of 232 amino acids.